This is a messenger RNA of Boeremia exigua, 824 nucleotides long. RefSeq names its product Golgi apparatus membrane protein TVP15. Gene Ontology annotation, cellular component: Golgi membrane. NCBI's taxonomy places the organism in Eukaryota, Fungi, Ascomycota, Dothideomycetes, Pleosporales, Didymellaceae. The transcript is spliced from 6 exons. Bases 115 to 510 code for a protein of 131 amino acids. The record is from RefSeq and is a predicted model, not a curated record. Gene Ontology annotation, biological process: vesicle-mediated transport.
CGCAAACCAACAGCUGUCACACAUCACCCAUCCAUCUCCAGACAGUCCGUCUUCCCGUACGAAACCCGUAUAUCGAUCGCCAAAGUGCGGUAUCCACAUCUCUCCAGCUCCAACAUGGACUUCUCCGACAUUUUUCGCAUGGUGAACUUCGCCGUCGCCGCCUUCAUCGUUCUUGGUGGUGUCGCGAAAUUGUUCCCCUUCAACGAUUUCUCGCACAUUAUCCUUGGUGUUUACCUGAUCAUCUUCGGCGCUGGCACUGCUCUGCUUGAGUUCCAGAUCCCCCAGCAAGUGGCUCGCUAUGCGUCGUUCAUGUUCUCCUUCCUCGGCCGUGGUAUCUUCUACGUGUUCAUCGGGUGUGUUACUGUCGGUAAUGGCUGGUACCGCAUUAUUCCAGGCACCAUCGUUGGCAUCAUCGGUAUCGCCUACGCUGUCUUGGAGUACAUCCCCUCGAUCGAGCCCCCGGCGAACAUGCGCGAUGCUGACGCUGGCUGGGGCGCGGAGCAAGUCUAAACUCCUAACUCCGUGCUCAGAAGACGGCGGUUGACGACUCCGUUGGCGUAUUUUCAAUUUCUAAAUUCGCGCCUCGGCGAUCGUCCGCUGUGUUCCUGUUGUUCUAAUUACGCGAUGCAUGGGGCGGCCGGUCUGGCCAGGCGAACUGCAGUCGACGUCGGCCAGAUGCUGCCGGCAUAGUUUGGUGUGGUGGAAGAUACCCAUUCCCGGGAUCAAGAAUCUGUGGACAGCUGUCCUGGGAGACUCUUGUGAAUCGUAGAGUCUAUAACCUGAAGUUUUUGUAUACCUUCAAUGAAUGCUAUUCGUUCAAUGCG